This is a messenger RNA of Oikopleura dioica, 708 nucleotides long. The record is from the annotation of a GenBank genome assembly. Lineage: Eukaryota; Metazoa; Chordata; Appendicularia; Copelata; Oikopleuridae.
AUGGAUCGAGUAUCCUCCUCCUCUAGCUGUUCUUCGAGCAGUUCCGAGUCUGAUUCCUCCCCCACCUCGGUCAUUGAAGCCCCACUGCCGCCAAUUCACUCAUCAGCGAUCAACCCCGCGCUCGAUGUUUCUUCUCAUUUGGAAGAAUUCAAUGACUCGACUUUCUCAACUCCCAAACUCGAUUUGAACCAUAAUGAUUCCACAGAUCCCACGAUUCCGCCAUCGAUCGAUUCGAUGAGUUUUCCCCGGCAGUUGUCCAGCUCGUCCUGCGAAAACAUGCCAAUCGCCCCUCCGUGCUCGCUCUCCGCCUCAUCGGAAAAUUUAACCGCAAACACAGGCACGACAGCUCCGUUCGAUACAAUGCCGCUGCACAUUUGCGAGUAUUGCGGGAAACGCUUCCACAUCGCCGGCUCCCUCCACGCGCACAUUCUAGUGCACAGCGAGCACCGCGCUGCCUGUAGAAAAGUCCAGCAGCUCGAGGUUUCGCGAAAUACAAAUGGCGGCGGCGAGCAUGACACACCUUGUCGCCGAAGCUCCUCCAGCCACCACCAUCAUCCGCGGCAGCUUGUUCAUCAAAGUUCAGGGCGGCCAGGACGGCUCACGUGCCCCGACUGUGGCAAGUUCUACUCGAGCAAGUCCAAGCUCAGAAUGCACCAGAUGAAGAAACACUCCAAAAACAUGGAAAUGCACGUCCUCAUCUACCUCUGA